AUGCUUGAGGAAGCUCUCUCGGAGCAAAAGGAGAUGAGGAGCGAGAUCAAACAACUGACUCAGAGGCUGGAGAACUCAGAAAAACACCAGAAGAUGCAAGACAGCCAGAUAGCCCAGAUAGCUCAGUCCAUCUCGAGAGCACAGGCAUCCCAAAGGGAUGAGGAGUUCCACCAGUUUCUGAAAAAAGUCAAAGAGAUUUGCGAUGAAGUACCAUUGUUAGAUGUGCUGCACCAGAUGCCGAAGUUCACAAAAUUUUUAAAGGGAAUCUUAUCCAAUAGAAGGCAGAAGGGCGACUUCGAGACUGUAGCACUGACAGAGAAUUGCAUCGCCCUCCUUAUGGCGAAUCCUCCACCCAAGCUUCAGGACCCAAGAAGUUUCUCCAUACCAUGCAAAAUUGGUUCUGAACUUAUACCAAGAGCUUUUUGUUACUUGGGAGCGAGUGUCAGCCUGCUCCCGUACUCUUUAUACAAUAAGCUGGGUUUCCAGAACAUUAAAUUGACCACGAUGGCACUGCAACUAGCUGACCAUUCAUGCAGGUACCCGAUGGGAAUAGUGGAGGAUGUGCCAGUUGAAGUAGGUGGAUGCAUAGUUCCUACAUAUUUCAUUAUCUUGGACAUGGGGAAGAUCCCAAGAUACCGAUCAUCCUUGGAAGAUCAUUCCUUGCCACGGCUGGAGCCAUCAUUGAUGUAA
This is a messenger RNA of Zingiber officinale, 690 nucleotides long. RefSeq lists its product as uncharacterized. The record is from RefSeq and is a predicted model, not a curated record. Bases 1 to 690 code for a protein of 229 amino acids. The transcript is spliced from 2 exons. Lineage: Eukaryota; Viridiplantae; Streptophyta; Magnoliopsida; Zingiberales; Zingiberaceae.